Messenger RNA from Lachancea fermentati, 1233 nucleotides. The record is from the annotation of a GenBank genome assembly. NCBI's taxonomy places the organism in Eukaryota, Fungi, Ascomycota, Saccharomycetes, Saccharomycetales, Saccharomycetaceae.
AUGCUGUCGAGAUAUCAAAGGUUAGCCCACAACCGGUUGGUAGAAGGCUAUGUUCGGCAUAAAUUUCCUUCGAAAUUCGAUAAUGUAAUUGUCGCAAUGUCGUCUGGCGUCGAUUCCUCAGUUGCAGCGGCCUUAUUUGCUGGGUUUCCCAAUGCCAGAGGUGUAUACAUGCAGAAUUGGUCGAAGUCACAGUCGUUAAAUGAUCCGUCGAAGGAGCUUUGCUACGAAAGGGAUUGGAAGGAUGUUUGCAAAGUUGGUUCUCAUCUUAAUUUCCCAGUUGAAAGAGUGAAUUUUGAGCAAGACUACUGGAUAGACGUGUUUGAGCCUAUGUUAAAGCAGUACGAAUGUGGCUAUACGCCGAACCCUGAUAUCGGUUGCAAUAGAUUCGUCAAGUUUGGGAAGCUUCGCGAACAUCUUGAUGCCAAAUUAGGUCCUGGUAAUUAUUGGCUCGUUACAGGCCAUUAUGCAAGGGUUAUGAAGGCAACGCAAACAGGCGAGGCGCAUCUUCUGCGAUCCUUCUACCCAGAGAAGGAUCAGAGCUAUUAUCUUUCUCAAAUCCCGGCAAGCAUUCUUCCGCAACUCUUGAUGCCUGUGGGGGACUUAACGAAGCCAGAAGUACGACAGUUUGCUCACGAGCUUCAAAUUCCCACCGCAGACAAGCCUGAUUCGCAAGGAAUAUGUUUUGUGGGCAAUUCCCAGCACGGAAAGUUCAACAAAUUCCUGGAGCACUAUCUUCCCAGCCAGAAAGGCAACAUCAUAACUAUAGAUCCCGAGUCUGCUGAGAAAACGGUAUGGGGUGAGCACGAGGGCAUUUGGUCGUAUACCGUGGGCCAGAAAGUUGGAAUCUCGAUGCCUCAGGGAGACCCUCGCUAUCAGGGUGCCUGGUACGUUGGUGAAAAGCUUCUUGAUACCAAUGAAAUUGUCAUUGUACGUGGAAGGGAUCACCCUGUCCUCUACAGGAACUUCCUUGAGCUAAAAAAUUUCAUGCCAUUGGGAGAUCAGGAUACUACGCGACAAGUUGUCAAUCAAAGUAUGCUGGAUGGCAAGGUGUCCAUCCAAUACCGCUCUUUGCAGACGCCAAUACGGGUGAAAAAUUUGCAAUGGAACGCUGAAAAGAUGACUUUACUACUUGAAAAGAGCCAGCGUGCAAUGGCACCAGGUCAAUACUGCUGUGUGUACAUCAAUGAUCGUGUAUUGGGAAGUGGAAUCAUAUCUUCUACAUGUGUAAAGUAA